This is a messenger RNA of Dracunculus medinensis (Guinea worm), 300 nucleotides long. Lineage: Eukaryota; Metazoa; Nematoda; Chromadorea; Rhabditida; Dracunculidae. The record is from the annotation of a GenBank genome assembly.
AUGACGAGUAAUGAAUUAAUUAAAAGAAAUAUUCUUCAAUUUGUUGCUUCACAAUAUGAUCCUCUAGGAUUUCUAGUUUCUAUAAUUGUAAGAUUUAAAUUAAUUUUAUGGAAAAAAACGUGGGAUCAAGUUAUAAGUUAUGAAUAUCAACAAGUUUGGGAGUCCCUUAUCAACGACAAGACGACAAAUUAUGGCGUACGCAAUAGCGAUAUAUUAGAGAAAAGGAAUGCGAGUGGCCACAAUGUGAGUUUCAAGCACAAGGGCAUGAAGAGCAUGAAGAAAUGGAAAAAAAUAGGUUGA